AUGCUUGAUAGAUAUAGUUCUUCUGAACGCCGGCCUGAGAAUGAUUCCACCUUGCUCCAUAUUGCCUCUUCCGCUGGUCUAUUAAGUGUUGUAAGGGGUAUACUCUUGAAAAAUCCCGAUAUUGAGCAAAUUGAUGGCUCAGGAAACCGGGCUCUGCACCAUACAUGUCGUUGGGGGCAUAUAAAUAUUGUCAAAGCUCUACUCGAUAUAGGCGCGGAUUUUGAAGCAGAAAAUCACGGCAAGUGUACAGCAAUCGAGCGAGCAGCAGCUAAUGGACAUGAAGAGGUAGCUCAGAUGCUAGUUAAUGAAGGUGCAAAUGUCAACAGGCAGACUGGACCGACUGGCAACCAAGCGAAUGUCAACGCUCAAGGCGGGCAGUAUGACAACGCUCUCCAAGCUGCAGCAGUUGGGGGCCAUCAAGCAAUUGUGCAGCUGCUCCUCGACAACCAAGCGAAUGUCAACGCUCAAGGCGGGGAUUAUGGGAACGCUCUCCAAGCUGCAGCAGAUUGGGGCCAUCAAGCAAUUGUGCAGCUGCUCCUCGACAACCAAGCGAAUGUCAACGCUCAAGGCGGGGAGUAUGGCAAUACUCUCCAAGCUGCAGCACAUGAGGGCCAUCAAGCAAUUGUGCAGCUGCUCCUCGACAACCAAGCGAAUGUCAACGCUCAAGGCGGGCGGUAUGGCGGGCGGUAUGGCAACGCUCUCCAAGCUGCAGCAUUUGGGGACCAUCAAGCAAUUGUGCAGCUGCUCCUCGACAACCAAGCGAAUGUCAACGCUCAAGGCGGGCGGUAUGUCGGGCGGUAUGACAACGCUCUCCAAGCUGCAGCAUUUGGGGGCCAUCAAGCAAUUGUGCAGCUGCUCCUCCAGAACGCAGACUUAAAUUAUCUUCAUCCCAACUUCGCUGAGGACCAUCGCUUGCAGGCUCCCGGCACUCAAGAGAUUAUAACAAUCUUACUCGGAAGUGCGGCUAAGAUAAAAUCUUUUCAUUCCGAUGUCCAAGAAGGUCGCGACUCCGCAGUUGCUUCAGCACUUGAGAGUGGCAUGAAACCCGACGUCCCUGGUGGCUUGCACUUGUAUGCUUUGCAUACUGCAGCGGGUCAAGGAAACCUUUCAAUUGUUGCUUUGUUGUUAGCGAAAAGCAAUGCCGAGCUUAAUAUAACAGAUUUCGCUGGUCGAACCCCGCUUUGGCUAGCUGCACGAUCAGGCCAUAUUUCUGUCUUAGACAAACUCUUUGAAUCAGGAACAGUGGAUAUCAAUCCUCAGGAUCUCGAAGGUAGAUCAGCGCAUUGGCAGUCCUCAGCUCGUGGAGAUCGCAAUGCUGUUGAGUGGCUAUUAAGUCGGAACGCUGAUCCUGACAUUCCAGAUAAUUAUGGAAUGUCACCCUUGGAGAAAGCUCGGAUUGAAGGAAACAAAUCUGUCAUAGAAGCUUUGAUUCCACAUAGUCGGUCUACUAAAACCCUCAACAUCACCCGAAAUCCUCAGUUUGGUAUUGCUAUCCUGGCAUUUGGAUUCUAUUGGGUAACUUUAUCUUGUAAAGCAUUACUUAUUCAUCUGGGCGUUAUUGUUAGACAUCGACAGGAAGACUAG
Messenger RNA from Hymenoscyphus albidus, 1584 nucleotides. The record is from the annotation of a GenBank genome assembly. NCBI's taxonomy places the organism in Eukaryota, Fungi, Ascomycota, Leotiomycetes, Helotiales, Helotiaceae.